Leguminivora glycinivorella is the source of this 4277-nucleotide messenger RNA. RefSeq lists its product as uncharacterized. Bases 222 to 4277 code for a protein of 1351 amino acids. Gene Ontology annotation, molecular function: nucleic acid binding. The transcript is spliced from 3 exons. The record is from RefSeq and is a predicted model, not a curated record. NCBI's taxonomy places the organism in Eukaryota, Metazoa, Arthropoda, Insecta, Lepidoptera, Tortricidae. Gene Ontology annotation, biological process: DNA integration.
GCGCCAUCGGCGGUCAAACCAGUCCCGGAGAAGUGAGGACUGCGGGGGCAUGACGUCACCGGCGCGGGGAGCACCAACCGGCACAUACGACACACACGACUCUCGGCUAGCGCCUCAUACGUACCUACUGUUGUACCUAAAUAAUUGUAAUUUAAGUAAUUAAAAUAAGUAUCUUGAAGCAGGAGUUUUCUUGGAGAGUAAACCCCUCAGCUGAGCUGUACAUGAUUACCAGCUCCGACAAUUGGCGACCGUACGACAGGACUGUACCAAAGUCCACAUUCCAAUCUAACGGGACAUCGACGGGCAAGCGGAAUAUUCCAUACCUACGGAUUGCACCUGCAUUAGUGAUCGUCAUCGCAAUUAAACAGGAAAUGAUAACUAAUCGAGAUAUCUGCGCGCAUUCCUGUGCCAAGCUGGGCGUUUCCCGUGCACGGUGUACCUACUUCGCUGCCAUUCAACGUGCCAUUGGACCUACUGCCGAGACAUUUAAUUGGGCAGAUAACAAAACAGCUGGGCCGACGCCCGUCAUUAGCGCGGCCAGCGCGUGCGCCGCGAAUGAGACAGCUGACCGGGAGGUAUUGUUAUGCACAGCUUUAGUUAAAAUAACAAACAUUCAAAAUAAUAAAUCUCAAAUUGUUAGGGCAAUGUUAGACCCUGGUUCACAGAGAUGUUUUUUAACUGAACGCAUGAGAAAUAAAUUGGGAUUUUCUAAUAGUAGAAAGCCGGCUUGUAUAAACGUCUUAAAUAAUUUAUCGUUUAAUGUCUCUGACCGGUGCAAGCUCACUUUAAGUUCGUUAACGAGCCCUUAUAAAAUUGAUAUUCGUUGUUUUGUGGUGGAUGAUCUCGUAGACUGUUUACCUAAUAAUUAUGUAGAUACCUCAGACUUGAACAUACCUGAGGAUAUGCAGCUAGCGGAUCCUGGUUUCUAUCGUCCAUCUCAAAUUGAUCUUCUACUUAGUGCUGAAUUUUUCUUCAAUAUCACGACGUCGGAGAAAAUCGAGCUCGGACCAAAUAAACCUGUUCUUCAAUCUUCAAAAUUAGGUUGGUUGGUCGCGGGACCCCUCGGUGACCUUGACUCUGACGACGACGAUGACGAGAUUGUACAAUGUUGCUUCACGAAACAAAUCUCACAAGAUCUCACUCGGUUCUGGGAACUUGAAGAAAUCUCAUUACCUAACGUCGCGAAAAUCGAUGAGGAAAAUAUUUGCGAAAAACACUUUGUAGAUAACACGCGACGUUUAGACGACGGUCGAUUUUUAGUUAAAAUGCCGUUACGUGAAAAUCCUGAAAACGCGCUUGGCGAUAGUUUUAAUAUGGCAAAAAAACGGUUCUUGAAUUUAGAAACUCGAUUGGAUAAAAAUCCAGUUCUUAAAAAACAGUACUGCGACUUUAUCAAGGAGUACGAAGAACUAGGUCACUUGAAUAAAAUUGAUAAACCCGACUUUGGUUACUACGCGCCGCAUCACGCAAUUAUUCGUGACAGUGAAACUACGAAAUUGAGGGUAGUUUUUGACUGCAGUGCUAAAUCUACCUCCAAAAAAUCAUUAAAUGAUUUGCAAUAUAUCGGACCCGUUAUACAGGAUGAAUUAUUUGAUAUCCUCAUUAGGUUCCGGCAGCAUGAAUUCGUUUUGUCCGGAGACAUACAAAAAAUGUACCGGCAGAUUCUCUUGGAUGAAUCGCAGCGCCAUCUACAAUUAAUUCUUUGGAGAGACGAUAAAACGGGGCCGCUUGAUGUACUUCGGCUCAAUACGGUGACUUACGGGACCAGCUCAGCGCCUUUCUUAAGUGCUAGGUGCCUUGUACAGUUGGCAAAUGAAUGUCCCGACAAAACAGUUUCCGAGAUAAUGAAGCAUGAUUUUUAUUACGAUGAUUUCCUGAGCGGCGCUGAAAGUGAAAGCAAAUUAAGGCACAUAUACGAGCUCGUUAAAAAAACGCUCGCCUCAGCUUGCUUUCCCAUUCACAAGUUUAGAACUAACUGCCCACAAAUAUUCGAAGAUGACUGUACGUCAACACAGUCAUUAGACUUAAAUAAACAGGCCAGCGUAUUAGGUUUAAUUUGGUUUCCUGAUCAUGAUAACCUACAAUUUUCAGUGAAAUUGGACAAAAAUACUUCUGCCAUUACAAAGCGGGUAAUUUUGUCCAAUACUUGCAAAAUAUUUGACCCACUGGGUUUGCUCAGUGCAUGCACAAUCAAAUUGAAAAUACUGCUUCAGAAUUUAUGGACGCUUAAAUUAUCUUGGGACGAUGCAGUACCAAGUGAUGUCAAGAAAAUAUGGUUAAAAUUUUUGUCGAAUGUGCAUGUUCUGGCAGGCUUAAAGGUUCCUCGACACGUUUUGUGUUCCAGCCCAACUUCAAUUGAGAUGCACUGUUUUGUGGACGCUUCACAAGCCGCUUAUGCUGCGUGUAUCUACUUGCGGUCCACAGAUGGCGCUGGCAAUGUAGCUAUUAAUCUUUUAUGUGCCAAAACGCGCGUGGCCCCAUUACGUACUUUAUUGACGAUCCCGAAGCUUGAGUUGUCGGGGGCGUUAUUAGGCGCGCGAUUAGCUGCAAAGGUCACCAGUGCGUUGCGCUGUUCUGUGGAGCGCAAGGUUUUCUGGACUGACAGUUCGGUGGCGUUGGGCUGGAUACGAAACAAACCUAAACUAUUUAAGGCUUUUGUAUCAAAUCGUGUUAAUGACAUACAUGAAUUGACUACGAGAGAUUCCUGGCGACAUGUGCCGACUGCCUUGAACCCUGCAGACUUGGCCUCGCGAGGAGUCGAACCUGGUCAGUUACCGGAACUUAGUUUAUGGUGGCAUGGCCCAUCCUUCCUAUUGCAGGAUGAGAAUAACUGGCCGCAAAAUAUAGGGUCUAUAGAUACCAACUUACCUGAAAGGAAAAGCGAUUGCCCAAUAUUUGCCUUGAUUAAUAUUGAGCAAUCACCCUUGAUAACAUUUGAAAAUUAUUCUAAGGCUAAUAAAUUAAAAAGGAUUGUAGCAUAUAUUUUUCGCUUUAUUCACAACUGUAAAAACCCUAACAUGAAGACAAAAGGAACCUUAAAAUUAGAUGAAAUUGAUAAUGCCUUAACUUACUUAGUAAAACUAUCACAAAAACAAUCUUAUGCUAUAGAAUUAACUGCACUUUUACAGGGAAAAAGGCUUAAAACUAAAUCCUACUUAUUGCAAUUAGCUGUCUUUGUUGAUGGCGACAGCGUGAUUAGAGUAGGUGGUCGCCUACAAAAUGCCGAUUGCAAUUAUGAACAAAAGCACCCCAUCCUAUUGGAUGGCAAACAUUAUUUUACACGGCUCUUGAUGGAAGGCGAACACCUACGUCUACUGCAUGCUGGCCCUCAGUUGCUUCUUAGCUCCAUACGCGCCGAGUUCUGGCCAGUAGGCGGACGGACUUUAGCUCGCAGCGUCGUUCAUAAAUGCAUCACAUGCGUACGACUGCGAGGUGAAGCUAUGAAGCCACUGAUGGGCAAUCUACCUGCGGAUAGGGUCACUUCAUUUUACCCCUUCCAGGUGUGCGGUCUUGAUUUUGCGGGACCCUUCAUGAUUUCCAGUAAAAAGGGAAAAGGUAAUCGCAUAACAAAAUGCUAUUUAAACAUUUUUGUCUGCUUUGCGACCAAGGCCGUACACCUGGAAGCAGUCAGCGAUCUUAGCACUAACGCCUUCAUCUUAAGCUUACGUCGGUUUGUGGCUCGAAGGUCUAGACCGCAUACAAUUUAUUGCGACAAUGGCACUAACUUUGUAGGGGCGAAUAACGAAUUAGGUAGAAUGCUAAGGUCCGCUCAAAAUUCAGUUUAUGAGUUUGGCAAUGAAGAAAACAUUAAAUUCAUUUUCUCCCCCCCCUACUCACCUACUUUCGGUGGGAUUUGGGAAGCAGCUGUCAAAUCAGCCAAAUUCCACUUAAAGCGAAUUAUGGGUAAUGCUAGUCUGACGUUUGAGGAGUUGAGCACGUUAUUUUCCCAAAUUGAGUCUAUCCUGAAUAGUAGACCCCUUACUCCUUUCUCGUCAGACCCUACUGAUCUUUCCCCUCUGACUCCAGGGCACUUUCUGGUGGGACGGCCCAUGACUUCACUGCCGUCACCCCCGUUUGUCUUAAAAACCCUGAUAGGUACCAGCGUAUCGAGCAGCUGCGCCAGCAUUUCUGGCAAAGAUGGCGGAACGAGUACUUGGCCGAGCUGCAGCAACGUACCAAAUGGCGCCAGAGGCAGAAGGAGCUUAAGGUUGGAGACCUGGUGGUGUUCAAGGAGGAGAACACCACACCACUUAAAUGGAGGCUUGGGAGAGUCCUGA